Toxoplasma gondii ME49 is the source of this 4717-nucleotide messenger RNA. RefSeq lists its product as hypothetical. The record is from RefSeq and is a predicted model, not a curated record. The transcript has 6 exons. The coding region runs from base 743 to 4231 and encodes 1162 amino acids. NCBI's taxonomy places the organism in Eukaryota, Apicomplexa, Conoidasida, Eucoccidiorida, Sarcocystidae. Gene Ontology annotation, cellular component: cytosol.
UUUUUCGGCGCUAAUAAAAACUCUCGCAUGUCUCGACUCACAUGCUGCGGUGGACUUGGUUUCCGUGGAGGAACUCUUGAAGCCGACGUGGUUGCGUUUUUUCCAGUUGAAAAGACUUCGAGGGGAAGCCCAGGAAAAAGGCUCCUUGGUGUUUUGCCCUCGGCUCACCGUUUCUCGACUGCAGGAGCAACGGGGGGCUCUUGAGUGUCGGGAGAUCCGCUGAAAGGUUGGAGGGCAACAGAGAGCGCUGGCGAGGAAAGAGAGCAGGGGGGGCAGAAGGAACAUCGGGCGGGGGGAAGGAGGAAAACAGAGGAGGAGAAAAGAGCAGAGAAGAAGGAAGAGGACGAAAGCCGUCACCCAGUCGUCCACGUUUCUGCGUGCGAGAGUUCUUGGCCUCGACGGGGACUCAAAGGCCGGAUUCUUUGCGCGAGGAAAGGCCACCUCAAAGUCGAUGCUCGCGACUCACAAAGACGCGGGGUAAAGGAGACCGAAACCGAAGGGAUCUACGUACAUCUCUGGGCUGAGAAAGGAAGAGCGAUUUUUGUCUCUGGAGCUUCAUCUGUUUCUUCGUGACACUCUCUUUCUUCGACGAUUCGCAACCAGCUGACAACGGGAGCGGAACCGUCUUCGUCCUCUUCUUCUCGUCCUCCUUCUCCUCCUCCUUCUCCUUUUCCUUCCUUUUCUUCUUCUCCUUCUUCCUCCUGCUUCUCCCCCAUGUGCGCGCUCCACAGUCACAGGAACAAUGGCUUCCGGAGCGCGACCGUUCCUCUGUUCUUCCCGACUAGGAGGAGAGAAGAGGAUGGCCUCUGAAGACGAGACGGCCUCGAAGGUGUUUGAUGAGCCAGAGCUUUGCUUGGGGAGCUAUACAGUUCUUAAGGCGUUGCUACGACGCUCCGUAGCGGAGCCUCUCUGGAGGCGCCACGCCGCGACGAGUCCGGCGACUCUGUCGAAGCUUCUGGCGUUCGGCGCGUCUGUUCUCCAGGCCCUCGCAUGCAGCCACGAGGAAAUGCACCAAAGGCAAAGACGAGCAGCUCGAGAGAAACCGAGUGAUCGCCCAGACGCGUCUCGGGCGUCUCUGGACAUCGAUUCCUCAGAUGCUUCGUUGCACGCAGAUGAACGGAGGUCUUCGCGCGACAAAGGCCCCCUUCUUGCUGCUGGUGACUCGCCUCUUUCGCCUCUCGCGCUCCUCGGCGAGCUGGCCGUCCUUCUUCGGAUUCUUCGAAAUCUGUGCGUCGAGGGCCAAGAGACACAAAACCUUCUCCUCUCUCUCGGCGGCGCCGAUCUCUUUCUCUCCAAUACACACGUUCUCGUCGAGGCACUGGCGCACUUCCCUCCCAGCUGUCGCUGCUCGUCCUCUGAAGGCGGAUGGAGAGACAGUGCAGUCGACGCUGCAGCCUCUGUACAGAGCACAAGCGAGCUUGAUCAAGGAAGACAAAAAACCUCUCGCUCCUCCCCACAAGUGAACAAAAGCGGCUGCGAGGACAAAGCGAAAAAAGAAGGGCGGGCAGACACGCCGUCGGAUCUAAAUCUGGAGAGCGAACAGGACGCGAAAGGAGUGGCGGCGUCGCUGCUUCAGUUCCUCAGCAAUCUGUCCGCUGGAAAUGACCGCGCUCGGGUGUAUGUACAGCAGAGACUUCUGUACGUGCCGCUGCUGCUCUUGGCCCUGGCGUCGCCUUCAGUCGCCCCGGCCUUCAUGCUCCUCAACACUCUGUUUAAGGGCGAAGCGAGCAGCGAAGAGCGAAGUCUCAGCACUCACAAAAGCAGACUCUCCUUGGACACUGAGAGUGCCUCAGUUUCCCCAGACGGGGCGGGAGCCGCCUCAAGUGGAGCCGAACGUCUCAGGGAAGCUGGUGGAGAAAGUGACAAGGCUGAGAAGAGUGCGCACACCGAUCCCCCGCGGUGUAUGUACACCAAGAAGCACUCGUGUGAGUCUGGCGGCGAAAGCGAUCGGUUUUUCGAAUUGCUUGCUGCUCUAUACAUCAUCGCAGCCAACGAAGACACCGCUUACGUCGCCAGUUUGCAUGCAACGGAAACCAGCUCAGGAGAGCGAAACAUCGAAGUCGACGACUGGAAAGAGACCAAGAGAGACUCCAGGACGACUUCCGCGCAUGCGGAGGAAGCUGCAGUUCAGAGGCCGGCGACGCAUCUGGAGUGGCCUCUGCUGUUUAUUCUUCAGUUGCUGAACAGAGAGUCGGACGGCAGCUUCUUUUUCCGGUUUCUGGAGAGUCUGCAGCUGAGUUUCUCGACAGACACGAUGGAACGUUUCGCUGUUCUUCUCCUCGCGCCGCCAUCGCUGGCUGAGCAGAAUGCCGGGAAAGCGGCCGUCGCGAAAUGCAAGCAAUUGCUUGAAUUUGAGGAAGAAGCGGGGACGAGAAUCUCUCAGGAGGCGGCUGAAGAACGUACGAAGAACGAGACACCAGAGGAGAAGUACGACGAGAUUCAAGCUUUCUGCGACCGGCCCUGCCGCGCGGUGUACGUACAACAGGCUGUGCGCCAGAAGUUAUCAGGAGUCGGGCAAAGCGGACUGUUUCAGUUUCUGCUCGUUCUCUUCGAGGCCCUCUUGGACGACACCGACAAAGGUCAGACUGACUUUAAACCGGGUGGAGGCGAAGCGAGUGACGCGGAGACGCCGACGACUCUGCGAAUGAAGUUGAGCAAGAGCCCCGCCUUCUACGGCUUCGUGAGCGGCCAGCUGCGUCGCGCAUUUGAAGGUGGCGAGUGUCUGAGGGAAUUUGGACUCUUGCAGAGAAACAAAUGGGUUCGAGACCGUGCGGCAGAGACGGAGGCUCUUCCAGAUUCUCUAAGACACGGAAGAGAGGCGGAGAAAAGACCAACUGCUGAUGCAGAAGGGGACGCGUCAGGGUCCGGUGCGAGUCCAGCCACGCGACCGGCUUCCUCCCCUGGGAGUGCGGGAGCAGAAAGCUUCGCUGAGUUUUUCUUUUCUUCCCUGCUGCGGUCGAUGGAUACAGCCGCAGCCUACGGAGGGGUCGAGACGCACCAGCUCCCAAGAAGAAAUGUUUGUUUGUCAACUGGUGACUCGGUCUCUCGGCUGGCGCAGACCACGGAAGAAACGGGGGAGAUGGGCCAGCUGGCGCGCUGUACAGACGCCUUGGCAAGGAGGUCUGACCUGGAGAAAGGCACAUGCGAAGACACUUGGAAUGAGGCGUUCUGUCCCUCCGGACCCCCAUUCGAUAUUUUGCUGUUUGCUUCCCAAGUGAAGCACUAUUUAAGCUCUUUCGACCCUCUGAGAGGAAAGCGCGAAUUCGCCGACACGGAACACAGAACAUCUGAGGGUCCUGCGGCCAAAUGUCUCCGACCUCACGACGCUAGAGGCAACGCACCAACGAAAAACGAGAAAAUACAGAUUCUUCCUCCCUCGCCCUCGACGCGUGCGGCGAAGAAAGCCGAGGACGCAGAAGGCGUGACAGUAAUCGAGGGAUCUCGUUCCGCGAAAGAUUUGUUUCUGUCAGCCUGCAGCUUGCCAGCUUCGGUGAGAGUAGUCGACGCGUUUCGCGUGCUGGAGGACAUUCUUCUGGACGUGUCUGUCGCCCGAGCGGAAGCUUUGGAGGCGUGGAAGCAGCGCGAACGGAGUCGAAAGGACGCUGGGAACGCUCGCGAAGGCCGCCUGGGUUUCUCCGUGCGUGAGCAGGAAGGGACCCACGACGAGAACAGAGAGCCGACCGAAGCGAGGAUUGAGAGGCGGUGUGAGCAGGACACUUCUGUCCAGAAACAAAUCGAAUCCUCGGUGGAAAAUCUCUUGCUUCUCUUGCGCUUCACUCAACAGCAGCGGCUCCUCGCCUUCUUGUACUGCUCGGAUAAGACCACGCAGGAAAAGGCGUUGAAGACUGCGUCUGAGACUCGCGGCCAGGAUACUCGCGCGACAAAGAACAACUGCACUUCAGCGUCGGGCGAGCACCCGGAAGUGAAUGCGGAAGAAAUUCCUGUUCAGCCGCAUGCAGGCGACCUGCUAAUUUGGGGGCUGCUGCAGCGAAGCGUCAAGAGCGGCCUGCUGAUUCGAGCGCUCGCGAACCUUCUCGUCGACUCUCCCCGUUCUCAACAAAUUGCACUGCAUGCGCAAGCCCUGCCGUUGCUGGCCUCCUUUGCCCACACCAACGAAGAUGAUCCCUUCACGAGGGAGUCGGCUGUUUUUGCACUGAGGGUCCUGUCGGACGGCCAGGACCACAAAAACAAACAAGCAACUUGUUCUCAAGCAACCGGAAACCAAACAUGACGACUGAAGGAAAUGCGCUCCACACUCUAAUAUGUACUUCAUUUUGAAGUUGGAGAACGGAAUCAUUAUUAAGCUCCCGGUAGAAACCCGAGACGAGUUUGCUGCCAGUGAGGGAGAGCAGGGACCACUGUUUUCCGAGUAUGGUGGAAUUCCCGUUGAACGGAACGGAGUGGCGUGUUGCGAAUGAAACAAUUGUGGCAGCCGUUCUUUUGCCGGUGGAAUAUUCCAAAUGGAACGCUUGGGGCGGAAGACCGCACGAGGGGAUCGAUUGUAAAUGCCGUUCGGUUGUGCAUGCAAAGAGUCAGGUAUUUAUACUCAAACCAACUCGUGUCGUCUACGUUACCGCCACACAGGAGCCGCAGGUUCUUUGUUAAGGGGCAGUUUAUAUUGGUUCACGCUAUAUGGAACGGUGAAUGAUUUUGAUAUCCUUUUAGUUAAGGCAGUUUGACGUUCUGAUAUGAGCCCUCCUGCUUUUCUAGAUUCAAG